Lutra lutra (Eurasian river otter) is the source of this 4399-nucleotide messenger RNA. RefSeq names its product mastermind like domain containing 1 (gene MAMLD1). Gene Ontology annotation, biological process: regulation of transcription by RNA polymerase II. The record is from RefSeq and is a predicted model, not a curated record. The transcript is spliced from 5 exons. The coding region runs from base 313 to 3267 and encodes 984 amino acids. Lineage: Eukaryota; Metazoa; Chordata; Mammalia; Carnivora; Mustelidae. Gene Ontology annotation, cellular component: nuclear body.
CGCGGAGCCGGGCGGUGGGAAUGGAGCGAGCAGAUUGAGGCCGCCACUGCAGCGCCGCCGGCAUGAACUUGGCCGCGAGCUGAAGCAGCCCGCGGCGGGCGGGCGCGGGGGCACCGGCCGCUAGCCAGGGGGUGAUCUGCAACCGGGCCGGGCCGCUCAGCGAGUGCCCGAGGCCAGGCUGCCUGCGCCGGCGGCCGCCCGCCCCUCGGGCACUGCCCCCGCCGCCGCCAGGGAGCUCCGCAGCACGCCCUGUGUCUAGGUCGUUUGGGAAGCGCCUUGGAGAGUCAAGAAAAAAAAAUUACAGGUCAAACAAUGGAUGAAUGGAAAAGUCGGCUUGUAAUCAAGAGCAUGGUUCCCCAUUUCGGCACGGUGGGAAAUCGUCAGGAGCCCAGAAAGCUCCAGGAAUCGGGACCCGUUAAAAGGAGACAGGAAGGAGACGAUUUCCAGUUUCCAGGCAUGGCUGAUGGGGGUUACCCUAAUAAAAUCAAGAGGCCUUGCCUGGAAGACGUUACCCUUUCUAUGGGCCCGAGUGCCCACCCCAGCACGGCCUGUGUGGAGCUGCAGGUUCCUCCGCUAACGAUGAACCCCAGUGCCACAGCCAUGGCAGGAGCGGGCCAUUCGUUACCCCUUGAGACGAAUCCCAUGAACGGCAGCGUCAUGGGCUCGCCAUUCGUGGUGCCGCCGGCUGCAGAAGUGGGACUGAAAGGACCCCCUGGGCCCUACUAUGACAAAGCCAACAGCGUGCCGGCUGUGGACCAGGAACUUCAAGAACUCCUGGAGGAACUAACAAAAAUUCAAGAACCUUCUCCGAAUGACCUCGAUCUCGAGAAGAUCCUGGGCAGCAAGCCGGAAGAACCACUGGUCUUAGAACACCCGCAGGCGACCCUGGGUACCACUCCCAAGCCUCCAGUGCAGAUGCCCCACUUGGAGAGCCUCGGUACCAGCAAAGAGUUUGCUUCGAGUUGCAGCCAGCUCACGGGGGCGGGGCCGUCGCUUCAAGUCCCGCCCUCCCCGGCUGGGAUCAGCUAUGGGAUCCCCCCGCCAAGUAAGCAGGGGGCCUCGCCCAGCUCUUCGGUGGCGCAUGCCAAGAGCCAGGCCCCGGGGGUGCCCCCGGCCGCUUUGCCCCCAGUCCCAGUGCCGCAGUGGCAUCACGCCCACCAGCUGAAGGUGCUGGCGGCCAGCAAGCAGGGGUCCGCUAGUAGGCCACAGGCGCCCAGCCCCAGCUGGUCGGGCCUGCCACCUCCGGGCAUGUCCCCGUCUUACCGCCCGGUACCAUCUCCGCAACCGCCACCGCAGUUCAGCCCUCAGAGCCUCAUGGUGUCCUGCAUGGCGUCCAGCAACCUGCCGGGGAGCGCCUUCCAAGCCUCCCCCAAUGCCUUACUCGCCAGCCUGGCGUCGGGCGGUACCACUGCCCUGGGGCCCGCCAUGCUCUACACUCCUGAGAAGCUCCCCAGCCCUGCUCUCAGUCAGCAGCCGCAGUUCAACCCACAGAGCUCCAUCCUGGCCAACCUGGUGUCCUCCGGAGUCAAAAGUCCUCCCGGGCACCUGCUGUCCGCCCUGCCUGCCAGCAACGCGGGGCCCUCCCCCCCGUACCGGCCGGAGAAGCUCUCCAGCCCGGGCUUGCCGCAGCAGUCCUUCACUCCGCAGUGCUCCCUCAUCCGGAGCCUCACACCCUCUGGCCACCCGCUAACGCAGCCGCCGCCGCCGCCACCGCCGCCCCGGCAGUCAACGAGCACCAUCUUUAAGCCCUUGACCAACGACUCAUCCAAAACCCUGAGCGUGAUCAUGCAGCAGGGGCUGCCCAGUCCCGGCCCUGGAAUCCCGGAGCCCUUUACCUUCGGCAACACCAAGCCCCUGUCGCACUUCGUUUCCGAGCCGGGCCCCCAGAAGGUGCCCCCCGUGCCCGCCACCUCUAGGCAGACGUCCCUGCUCCACUACCUGCAGCAGGCACCGCCGGCCUCUUCCACCACCACCUUGUCCACCGCUACUGCCACUUUGCUGCCACCACUGCCACAGCCUGACCACUCAUCAUUCCUUCUGCACCAGAUGAUGCAGCAGCCCCAGCGCUUUCAGCGACUGGGGGCGCGGGACUCCAUGCCUUCUCUGCCCAGACAGCGAGAGAAGCAGAGAUCAGGUCUUACGGCAAUGACCCCUGAACAGCGGAGUGCAUAUAUUGCCCAACAAAUGAGUCAAUUUCAAGCCGUCCAAGAACAAGUCACCUCCAAGUGUAGCCAGACUAAGGCAAGAUCCCCAUGUAGUCAGCCCAUGAUACCACCCAGAGCGGGGCUCCUUCAGAACAAUCCGAAUCCAGCAAUGAUCCCACCCACCAGGCACCAGAGCCGCAAGGGCAUGGACAUGGCUUCGCUGACUCCGACUCCGGGCAAUCAACAAGGAAUUUUCAACCCUAACCCUCCAUUUCCCAUACCCUCUGGCUUGGGCCAGAACCCCCCAGGCAGUGCCCGUCUGCAGAUUGCCAAGGCCAUCCCCCCAGGAGCGCCCCUGCCUGGGUUCUGUCCCAGACCCCUGGGCAGCCAGCUUCCAAGUCCCCACCAGCUCAGACAGCCCUGUGUGCCAAGAAAUCCUACAGUGUUGAAAGAUGCCGCGUGGGUGGCAGCGGCAGCAGCUGGGACCACAGUGGUCUCCAGGGAGCACCCCCUUAGCCACAUAGACCUUAGCAUCCGGCCGCACUUGGAGAGCAACUCGAUCUUCACCAAGGCGCCCACCAGAGCUCCGGUGGGAUCCCCAACAUUUCCAUCACAGCAAGCAGUUGUGCCCCCCAAUCAAGUGGCCCCAGGAGGCAGGCCUGGCCAGAAGGUGAGCUUCGGCCUUCUGGGGAACCAGAGUCUCAGGCAGAACCCAGUGCAGGGUCCCGUGCUGGUGUCCAGUGCCACCAAGUCCCUCCAGCAGGGCAUGGCUGGCUUUGGUCCUGUGAGUCCCAUAGAGGGCAUCGAGCCGCCAAGCUAUGUGGCUGCUGCCAUCGCCACCAGCCAGUCCCUGGGCCCAUUCAGCAGAAUGGGCUCCCCCCCUGAGCUGCCACCUUACGACUUUCUGGCCCCGCCCCAGCCCCAACUCAACGGUGUGCUCUCAGCCCCUGACUACAGUGAGGUGGAUUUCAUUGAUGCUCUCCUGAAAGGCCCCAGAGGGAGCCCCGAGGAGGGCUGGGUGUGCAACCUGAGGCUCAUCGAUGACGUUUUGGAAGAGCACGCUUCCGCUGCUGCUACCGCUGCCGCCACCACUGCUGUCCCCCAGAGCGCAGGGGGGCUUUAAGCGCUCAUAGAAACACCCACACCCACACCACUUUAGGCAGUGGCGUGCAACGCCAUAGCAAAUUCACCACCUGCCCCCCAGCCACGCAGUUGUUUCCUCCCUACGAUGUGAGUGGCACCCGCCUGUGCUCAUCCCUCUCUCUACCUGUGACAAAGUGGAAAGCUGGUGAUUUUUCAAGCUACCUGUACAUAUUUGAAAAUUUUGUAAAUGGUUUUCCUAAACGUUAAUGACAGAAGUAUUUAUACUUCAUUUUGUGACUUUGUAAAUAAAGCGACGGCUUUUGUUUCAGUAGAGUUGUGUUUAUUAUGCAUUGUUUGUGUUUAUUACACACUGUUGCAAAUACGCAGGCUGUGUACGGAGCUCCAGCGCUCCCUUGUGAAGCCCCAGUGAAGCUUCCCUUAGAAGCCACGGGGUUGAGUCGCUUAUGGUUUUGAUGCAAUGAGAUAUGUGGAUGUGACCAAGAGGCAUUGUACAAACUGACGAAGGCCAAAUAGAAACCCCUUGGCCAUUUAUGGCCGAAUAGAAACCCCUUGGCCAUUUAUUGCAAUUUUCAGUAAAAAUGCUAUCGUCUUGUGUGAUUCUUAAAAUCUAUUGCAAACCUGUUAGUGUCCGCCUGGUGCGCAUAUUACAGGUGGCCCGCAGGGGAAAUUUUCCAGGAGGCUUGGAGUGCUUCGGAUUUGGGAGGGGUGUAGAGAGGGCCUGUGAGCUGAACACUGGCCAUGCUGUCCAUGCUGAGCAUCCAGGGUGUCCUCCCUCUAUCAUUGAGAGAAACCCCCAGGCUCCCACUUCCCCAGUGGCACCUUGCAGGGCGGAGGUGAGAUGUUCCUGGUUUAAAGCCCUUCAGUGUUUGUUUUCAUGUAAGGUCUGUGGUUGGGGGUGGGGGGUGGGGAGUCUGUAAACAUUAAUAGUUGACUUGGGGUUUGUCUUUGAUGGCUUUUAUCUGCAAUUAUCGUCAUGUAUAUUUAAGUGUCUGUUAUAGAAAACCCACACCCACUGUCCUGUAAACUUUUCCUCAGUGCCCAGACUUGUGUAAUCAGUUUUAAUUGCCACCUCCUCUUUCGCCUCUACAUUUGAAAUCUGGCAUCUGUUUCCAGCCAGUGCGUUUUUUCUUUGUACUGUAAUAAACAGCCAG